Paramecium pentaurelia is the source of this 840-nucleotide messenger RNA. The record is from the annotation of a GenBank genome assembly. Lineage: Eukaryota; Ciliophora; Oligohymenophorea; Peniculida; Parameciidae.
AUGGACAUCACAGAUAAAUUUUUUUAAAUAGCUGGAACAUCUUCAUUAAAAUAGAGCAUUUAUGAAAAUGAGUCUGAUUAUUUUAAUAGUUAUACUUCAUAGAUAGUAAGCAAAUUAAACUAAUUUUAGUAUAGUAUGGUCAUUACAAUAAUCUAAUUUAUGGAUAUAUAAAAGGAUAAAUAUAUUGCAAAAUCAAAUCUAUAUGGACAUCCUUUUUCUGAAAAAGAGAGAGAUGAUUUUGAUCAUGAAGUUCAAACUAAAAUUAGUUUAUGUUCAGAAAAAAUAAAGGGUAUUUAAGAGAUGCUUAAAUUGACAAAAACAAAAACAGAAUAUGCUCAUAAAGAAAUAGUAUUAGGGUGUCUAAUUUGUGAAUUAAAUAAGGGUAUUCUUCUGUUUAAAGAAUUUAAAUUAUUUCGACAAAGACAAAAGGAAAGAAUCUCUUAGUUGACAAAAUUAAGUAAAGUGAAUUCAAAGAUUGAAGAUAAAAGAUCAUAAGGAUAAUCACAAGUUUCAGUUGAAUAAGAAAAUGAUCCUCUUUAUUUGGAGAAUUAACAAUUAUUAAAGAAAUAUGAUAAUGAAAUGAAAGAUAUUCUGAGUAUUCAAUAAUAAAUCAGAGAUAUUUCAUCAUCUUUAUAAAGAAUGCAAGAAAUUAUUGCUCAUUAAGAGAAAUUAACAGAAGAAAUAUUGAUUUAAGCAAAUGAAAGUUUAUCAAACAUUGAAAAAGCUAAUAAACAUUUAAUAAGUGCAACAAAAAUGAAUGAAUAAUUCGGUAAAAGAUGGGGAUUACUCUUUCUCUUAAUGGGAAUUAUAUUGUUAUUUUAUGAUUAUAUAAAUGCUUGA